This is a messenger RNA of Sitophilus oryzae (rice weevil), 1845 nucleotides long. Its product is annotated as puromycin-sensitive aminopeptidase-like. Gene Ontology annotation, biological process: peptide catabolic process; proteolysis. NCBI's taxonomy places the organism in Eukaryota, Metazoa, Arthropoda, Insecta, Coleoptera, Curculionidae. Gene Ontology annotation, molecular function: peptide binding; zinc ion binding; metalloaminopeptidase activity. The transcript is spliced from 4 exons. The record is from RefSeq and is a predicted model, not a curated record. Gene Ontology annotation, cellular component: cytoplasm. The annotation marks the transcript as partial.
UCUAGGAAAGGUAUGCAUCUGUACCUUACCAAACAUCAGUACAAAAAUACGUUUACCGAAGAUCUCUGGGAAGCGUUGGAAGAAGCGAGCAAAAAGCCCGUGGCCGAAGUCAUGUCCACGUGGACGAAACAAAAAGGUUUCCCAGCGGUGACAGUAGACAGCCGACCGUCCCCAGGCGGUGUAACUCUUACCCUUUCCCAGAGUAAAUUUACCAGCGACGGCUUACCUCCUUCCGAAAACUACAUCUGGAUGGCCCCCGUUUCAAUAUCCACAUCCAAAAAUCCCGGUAAAGAGGUCGCUUCGAUCGUACUGAAAGAACCCAAGACGGAGUUGUUCGUACCGGACGUAAGUGAAUCCGACUGGAUAAAAGUCAAUCCUGGAACAAUCGGUUUUUACCGUACCAGGUACCCGCCGGAAAUGCUGGAGCGUUUAUUGCCGGCUAUCAGGGAUCAAACCUUACCUCCUCUGGACAGGUUGGGACUCAUCAAUGAUUUGUUCGCUAUGGUCAAGGCCGGUCACACGGGGACGGUGGAAGCGUUGAAAUUGCUGAAAGCUUUCGAGGGGGAGACGAACUACAACGUUUGGUCUUCCAUCAACGGAAUAUUGGCCAGGCUAUCGCAACUGUUGGGCGGAACAGAAUAUAGGCAGAGUUACGAAAAGUACCAAAAGGAAUUAUUAAGCAACGUUUAUAAUCGCUUGGGCUGGAAGAGUAAAUCUGGCGAAACUCAUCUCGACACUUUACUGAGAAGUUUAAUUUUGUGCCGAAUGGCAUUGCUAAAUGAUCCUAAAACUAUUGAAGAGGCCAGAACAAGAUUAGAUAAGCAUGCAGAAGGAAAAGAGGUUUUGCCUGCUGACUUGAGAACUGCUUGUUAUAAAGCUGUUCUUCACGCAGGAGGACAACAGGAAUUUGAUACUCUCUUGAAACUGUACCGAGCAACUGAUCUACACGAAGAAAAGGACAGAAUAAGUCGGUCGUUAGGAUCGGUUAACGAUGUAGAAUUAUUAAAGAAAGUUUUAGAGUUCGCCAUGUCGGAUGAAGUUCGCACCCAAGACAAAGUUUUCGUCAUAAUCGCCGUGUCGCUCAACGCCAAAGGCCGGGACCUGGCUUGGGAAUUCUUCAAAACGAACUGGACCAAAAUCAAGGAGCUCAUCAGCGGUUCUCUGCUGACCAGUUUCGUCAAGUAUCUGACCGAGAACUUCUCCACCGAGGAAAAGUUGCGCGACGUAGAACGCUUCUUCCAGGAGCAUUCGACGCCCGGUACAGAAAGAACCGUUCAGCAAUCAGUCGAAACGAUACAGCUAAACAUCAAAUGGCUAGAAAGGGACGGGGAAUCGAUCCGGAAGUACCUUAGUUAAUAUUUACUGCGACCUCAGCGUGGUCACGAAAGGUUGGUUGAGAUGGCAAUUUUUAAAUGAAGAUUUUUUAGUCUAGAAACAUUAUUUUUAUUUUAUGUAUUUAUUGAAUAAAAAAUAUAGAACUUAAAGUACAGUCUUUAGCGCGAAAUUGUUUAUUAUAGAAUUUCAUGAGCCUGGAAAGGAUAGAAAAACUAUAUAAAAUAAAAAAAAUAUCAGUGUAUCUAUUUUCAAAUUUAGCACAUUUUUCUUAUAUCAUUAUACUCCUUAGUAUAAUUCUACUUCAUUUCUACUAUUCUUACGUUUUAUACGGUUUUAAUUUACACUUUAUUUUUACAUUAAUUUAUACUUUCUGUAGGAUUGUCAAAAAUUCUUAAGAGUCCAUUUCACUAGUCCGAAAAAGUAGCAAAAUAAGCGUCCGGCAUUUAACGUGUUAUGUAAAACUGGCUAGGUAUUUUUACACAAUAAAUGAAGAAGGAUAUUAAAGAUAAA